AUGAGCCGGAAAGACGGUUGUGGCCAUCACCAAGCAGAUGAACGCCGGAAACACUACCGCCAAUUAAUCGGAACCCUUAUCUCAGUCAUUUUCAUAAUUCUCUUCGUAAUCCUUCUCAUAUACCUCAUCCUCCGCCCCACAAAACCUCACUUCACCCUCCAAGACCUCACCCUCUACGCCUUCAACAUCUCCGCCGCCACCACCACCCUCACCACCAACCUCCAAAUCACCGUCUCCUCCCGUAACCCAAACGCUCGCAUCGGAAUCUACUAUGACAAGAUUGACGUGUACGCCACCUACCGGAGCCAACAGAUCACACUAGCAACACUAAUCCCGCCGUCGUACCAAGGCCACAAGGACAUCACUGUUUGGUCGCCGUACCUCUAUGGCACUGAUGUUCCGGUGGCGCCGUACCUCGCCAUGUCUUUGGCUCAAGAUGAGUCUGCCGGAACUGUGUUGGUUAACGUUAAAGCUGCCGGAAGAGUGAGGUGGAAAGUCGGAACUUUUGUUUCCGGUGGGUACCGGUUGAAUGUGAAUUGUCCAGCGUAUAUAACGUUUGGGAACAGGAACAGUGGUUAUGCCGUUGGUCCUGCCGUUAAGUAUCAGUUGGUUGAAGGGUGUACAGUAGAUGUUUAA
This is a messenger RNA of Lactuca saligna, 636 nucleotides long. Lineage: Eukaryota; Viridiplantae; Streptophyta; Magnoliopsida; Asterales; Asteraceae. The record is from the annotation of a GenBank genome assembly.